AUGACCUACUACACUUAUAAUCCUUCAAAUCUAUUUUCAUCUAUCUUCACCUACAUCCCUACUAACGAUAGGCCUGCUAAUCCAGAGACUCAUUCCGUUGUUGUCACCGGCAACUUUGAUGACUGGUCCCAGUCUCAGGGAGUUUUGACCAAGGACGCCGAGUUCGACGCGUUCGAGGUACUCUUGCGUGUUCCCGAGCGCCAGAAGUUGGUGUUCAAGUUCGUGGUCAACGACUCCGAAUGGACCACCCAUGACUCCUACAAGCUUGAACAUGACGAGCAUGGAAACUCAAACAAUUAUGUGGAUGCUGACGAGUUGAUCGAGGUGGAGGAGUUCACCAAGGAGGCUACUCCUUCCCCCGUGGCUACCGCUGCUGAGACUUCUGCUGCCAAGACAACUCCAGUUACUGAAGCCCCUGCUGCUACAGUUUCUCAGACUUCCGAGACUGUUGAGUCUGUCAAGACUCCUGUUGAGACUGCUUUCCCCGCUGAAAAGCACGCAAAUCUCGUGCUGGAGUCCCGUGAAGGUGACGAGAAGCUUACCAACGUGCUGACUUCCGACCUGUCCUAUGCAGCUGUGUCUGUUCCCGAAUCUGAAGGAUCUGCAUUCGAGAACAUCUCUCGCGACGAAGAGAACGACUUCGACGCGAGUAAUCGCUCGGCGAGGAAUCGUAACGCCCCCGAAGAUAUCACCCCAACAAACUCAAACUCCGGAGCAACUGCUGCUGCCAAGCAAGGAGGAUCCGGAACAACCCAAGACUCAGAAGUUACCACUCUUGGCCCUAACUCUCGCAAUAGCUCUUUUACUGGCCGGCCUCACCAGCCAGACAGUGAGACUGUGGAUAUUUUGAAGGUUCCGGGCUCGUUUCCUCUGCCUGUCAAGUCCACCGAGAAGCGUCCUAGUCGUCGCGAUGGCUUGAUCACUCGCUUGAAGGGCAUGUUCCGUUCUUAG
Messenger RNA from Sungouiella intermedia, 951 nucleotides. Lineage: Eukaryota; Fungi; Ascomycota; Pichiomycetes; Serinales; Metschnikowiaceae. The record is from the annotation of a GenBank genome assembly.